Molecule: messenger RNA, 816 nt
Organism: Exophiala xenobiotica
Lineage: Eukaryota; Fungi; Ascomycota; Eurotiomycetes; Chaetothyriales; Herpotrichiellaceae
Exons: 1
Coding region: 1-816 (271 amino acids)
Biological process (GO): purine nucleotide biosynthetic process; 5-phosphoribose 1-diphosphate biosynthetic process; ribonucleoside monophosphate biosynthetic process
Cellular component (GO): cytoplasm; ribose phosphate diphosphokinase complex
Molecular function (GO): magnesium ion binding; ribose phosphate diphosphokinase activity
Source: RefSeq, a predicted model, not a curated record
AUGGAACUCCUGAUCAUCUGCAAUGCUUGCAAAACAGCAUCCGCUCGACGAGUCACCGCAAUCCUACCGAACUUCCCUUAUGCUCGGCAAGACAAGAAAGACAAAUCGCGAGCGCCGAUCACUGCGAAAUUGAUGGCGAACAUGCUACAGACUGCUGGCUGCAAUCAUGUUAUUACCAUGGACUUGCACGCAUCCCAGAUCCAAGGUUUCUUCAAUGUACCAGUAGACAACCUGUACGCCGAGCCAAAUUCCGUCAAGUGGGUUCGAGAGAACCUCAUGCACGCCACCGAAAACCACGCUGAGAUCAACGGCGCGAAAGAGGAUUGUGUCAUAGUGAGCCCGGACGCUGGUGGUGCGAAAAGAGCCACGUCCAUUGCCGACAAGCUGGACCUUCCUUUCGCCCUGAUUCACAAGGAGCGAUCCCGGCCUAACGAAGUCAGCCGAAUGACGCUCGUAGGUACAGUCCAGGGCAAGGUCGCUAUUUUGGUCGACGACAUGGCCGACACCUGCGGAACCCUGGCCAAAGCGGCGGACACUCUGAUCAAGCAUGGCGCCAAAGACGUAGUCGCACUGGUCACCCAUGGGAUCUUGUCAGGCAGAGCCGUCGAGAUCUUGAAGGGCUCUUCGCUUUCGAGACUUGUCAUCACAAACACCGUGCCUGUGCCCGAGGAGAAGAUCGAGGCUCUGAAAGUCGAAGAGGGUCAGAAGGGAUGCAGGCUCGAGUUCAUCGACAUUGCUCCAGUGCUAGCGGAAGCCAUACGACGAACGCACAAUGGUGAAAGUGUCAGCUAUCUAUUCAGCCAUCCUGUGUCAUAG